CAACACCCGGACUUCCGCUUUUUCUCAUGACAAUGUUUUCGGGCUCAAUGAUCAGUUUAUCCCUACAGUCCGAAGACUAGAUACGGAUUUUACUGUAAUCGGGCCUCAAUUCUUGAUUGUUAACAGUACUGGGGACAUCACCGACCUUACAGAAGACUGAACAGAUCUAUCAUCAUUCAGGUUGACGUGUCUGACACUGCCACGUCAUCUCCGGACAGGGGAAUUCCGUGACAGGUCGCAGCCCUACGUGCUUUUGAGAGAAGGACCCUAUGCGACCAUGGAUAUAUUCACAGUAGCCACAGCCGUUACAGCUCUAUGUGCAGUAGUUACCGUAGUCUAUUUCGUCUCUCAUCACCUGACUACACAAUCGUCGUCUUGGCCCAAGACUAAGCAACCUUUGGCUUACAUUCGAAAAGUGAUGCCAAAGAAAACAAAGCUACACCUGCCACUAAACUCUCUCAACGACUUCAUACCGGUUGGGGAAGCGACAGCGGUUCAUGACGUGGCACAAUUCUUCACUGUUCGUGGGAACGAGUUUUCUGUUUACAGUAUAGACUGGGAACAAGACGUGUUGGUGCUGAUCCGACCCGUGGAUGGUGUGGAUCUGAAAGCACAUCCGUUCUUUCGUGAGGCCCAGAGACGGAAAGCAGCCGAGAUUCUCUGUGUUCCCUUGGAGCUACUCCAGGACGUGGCGAGCGCUGUUGCUGACCAAGUUGCGCAUGUGCAGGAAGUCUUCAUCUUCAUGGCAGCACGAUGUGGGUCGACUCUGGUAACGCGACUUGUAGAGGCCACCUCAGUGGCACAGGCUGUGAGUGAGCCUGACGUGUUCUCCGUCAUCAACAUGACUCUCCUCCGGCUCAAGCGGUCCUAUCAACAUGGGCAGUCUCCUCCUAAACACAAGCGUCCUUCGGUUCUGUUGAAUGAGGAGUCUACCAUUGGCUUUCUGAGGAACGUCGUCACCUUGCUGAACUACAACCUCUUGACGUCAGACCCACGUCAUCGUGACGUCAUUUUCUACAAAUUUAAGCCAGACGUCAUCCUCCUUGCUGACUUGAUGGCUCGUGCCUUCCCGUCUGCCAAGACAGUCUUCAUGUACAGAAACGGCCUGGACGCCUUUGAAUCGCUCACCCGGGCCUUUCUAAAAAAUAGAUACUUGCUUUACGUGGCUGUGUUAUUAAUGGUACGUAUUGGUUUAUGGGGGCUUGUGUCCCCCGACCCUGACUACAUGCGAUGUUUCGAAGGUGACCCAAAGUUCUCGCCCGUGUGGAAACAUUACUCUGGUCUGCCCUUCAUCACGUUGUGGGUCGGUGUGACUGACUGUGCCGCCGAUCUACAGAGCAAGCAACCUGAUUAUUUCUUCCAUGCCGUCGUCUACUACUCAGCCCUCGUCAACAACAAAGAGAAGACAUUCCGUCUACUCAUGAAGAAGGUCGGCUUGAAGUGGAGUCCAGAGGACCCAGGAGAGGACAAGGAUAAGAUCAAGAGAGCAUUGGUGCAGGACAGCCAGGCAGGAACCAUUGUGUCUGCAAAAGGCAGGAGGCCCGGUGAGAAGUGGGAACCGGACGUUUCACCGCGCUGGGUGGGGCAAUGGGAACGAGAGUACUUUCAAGAAGUCUGUCGCCAUGCUGGGAACGAGAUCGCCGGGCCUGAAUUUCUCCUUCCCGACACCAUAGUGUGAAUUAGUAGUGGUCAGUUUUUUCCCGUCUGCACAAGGAAUACCUGGCCCGACCAUUCUCGAGAUGUAUAAUCCUGUGUUAUUAAAUUAAGAAAUAAAUACCUAAUCAACAAAAACCCUCAUUGAAUACAAAUUUUUAAAAUCGCUUCAAAGCGAACAAGGCUGGACUCCAGGCUAAGUUGGACUUGAACUAGUAGGUUAUGUUGUUUUUAGCUAUUUUUUUUGUUUCACUUGUUCAUAGGUAUGUGGAAUAUCAUUAUGAACAGCCAUACAAUUAAAAAAAAUUCGUUAUGGCGUUCUAAGAACCCCCUCAGAGGCCCUCUAAAAUCCAACAAUUUAUGGCUGAAAGUUGCUGAAAUUGCAAUGGCUACCCUCAAAAAUCAGAUAAAGACACAAAACUUCAUAAAGUUUCAUAUUUCCAUAAAGCAUGGAUUCUUUAGUUGUACAGAGCAAAAGUUGAAGAUGCUACAUUAAAAUUAAGAGGGUGUGCUAGGGGAUUACCUGAACCACUGAAAGCAGAUUUUGGCAACGCCUCAAGGGCUAGCCUAAUAGUAUAGCUUGCUUCCGUUUGACAAGAAUUCUCAAAAUUCCACAUACAUGUCAUGAUUUUCCACGCCUGCGUAGUUGCAUCAUCCUUUAAGGAGAGGUGGGUCUUUAUGGGGAUUUUUCGAGUUUGGGGCUAUUGUAAAUUAUAUUACACUAUGGGAGUAGGUCAUAGCAAUUUUUUGUGUAGUUGUUCGUAAACCAUGCAUAACUGUCAAAAUAUUUUGAUUGAUUGGUAAUGGUACUUUGGGUGCCACAUGGGGAUAUAUGGAAACUUGAAUGGGAAUUCUGCUGAUUAAACACAUUUUAUUGUUGCUUUUUAAUGUGAUUAAGCCGGUGCCUUCCUAAAUCACUUCGUAUAUAACUACUUUGUCGUGCAGAAUGAACUUGCCAUUAACGUCCAGUAAAUAACACACACUUUUCGUCACAUGGGUGCUUCCAGGAUUCCACAAAUGCGAUACCAUUUAAUUCACAGGGCACAUGGGUACAGGCAUUCUUCAUACAUAUGGAUAAUCAUUGAAAAAGAUCAUUGCUGCAUUCCUCACACUUGUACGAGGUUUCCCCUAUGCAAGUCCGCAUGUAUGCGGAAAUGCAGUCCGCAGGUCACGUUGGCAAACCCGAGUUCGUACUUAAACUAUAUAUAAUAGUGCAUCCGUACUGGAAAAUUAAACACAAAACUCUACAUUUAAUUUCCGCACAACAUCUUUCUUUUUCCUUUUCGUAAAAUGAUAACACUCCACAAAUUAACGUUUUACAAUACAUUUAAGAGUUUUUUUAAUAAAACUGAAAAAGAAUGUGUACUGUAUGUUAUAGUGGUUGUCGUGCUGGCUUGUACACAACUGACUUGUACUUGUCUGUGUAACAGACCCGGUUACUAGCUUUCUACGGUUUUCUGAUUUUUGCCAUAAAAAACAAUACAUGGUCCAAAAAGUGUGUUCGACUUGCUUAUUUCAUAUAGCGGAGAUCUCACAACGUCUUUAGACCAAGGUAAAUUCCCAGACUGACUCCUUGUCGUCAUCACCACCUGUCAUGCUGGUCACGUGAUUCUCCACCAAUCCACACUCUUCUCUCCACACACCUGCAAGAACCGCGCAGUAGACCUUCACCUCAGUGACGUCAUCAAUGUCGUCAUCAUCACCCUGUCCGAACCAGGAGAAACGAACCUUCUGGUUGGUUGUGACGUCAUCUCGGUGACAGAACUGGCUGUCUUCCCGCCAAUCAGCGUACAGCACGGCACAUCUCAGCUUCCUCUGCAGCCGGGGACUGACGGGUACGUGCUGGGACAGGUGGCCGCUCUCGUAGUCACUGGAAAGUU
This is a messenger RNA of Branchiostoma floridae (Florida lancelet), 3533 nucleotides long. RefSeq lists its product as uncharacterized. The record is from RefSeq and is a predicted model, not a curated record. Lineage: Eukaryota; Metazoa; Chordata; Leptocardii; Amphioxiformes; Branchiostomatidae. The transcript is spliced from 7 exons. Bases 278 to 1678 code for a protein of 466 amino acids.